AUGGACCACGUGUGCAACACAGCUACCGACGCCUUCCAGAAACUGUCUCCACCGGCAGCCUCGGAAGACGCUAUAGACGUCGCUGCAAACGAUAGCGACGGCGAGGGGGAGGGCACUGAGGCGCUUCAGUCAGAGCCGGACCCCCCUGAGGGAGCGGAGAUUAUAAAGCGGAAUGCUAAAUUCAUGGAAAAUGUCACAGUGGACGAUGGAGAAGAAUACGAGGCUGUGAUGUGGCAGCGCAGACGCCAAAUAGAUAGAGAAAUCUUCGACGCUUACGCCGAAAUUGAGGAACUUGACAGCCUCUUCGCUGAACUCAAAAGGGAACCCAAAUGUGAACCCAGGAUCUUCAGUCGAGGAAUCAUAAGACGCUGGGACAAAAGAACGAUUUGCUGUGUUUUUUUGCCGAAGAAUCGGAGGACGCUAUAG
Haemonchus placei is the source of this 426-nucleotide messenger RNA. The record is from the annotation of a GenBank genome assembly. NCBI's taxonomy places the organism in Eukaryota, Metazoa, Nematoda, Chromadorea, Rhabditida, Trichostrongylidae.